This is a messenger RNA of Soboliphyme baturini, 285 nucleotides long. The record is from the annotation of a GenBank genome assembly. NCBI's taxonomy places the organism in Eukaryota, Metazoa, Nematoda, Enoplea, Dioctophymatida, Soboliphymatidae.
AUGCUUAUUGAAUGUGUGCUGAUUUUGGACGGCGUUGAUGAGUCGUGUGCCCAAGCGCUAGCACGGAGCUGCAUUUCUGUUCAGCAGUUUGAUUCUUUGCCGAAAGACAGGUUGACGAAUCUGAUACAGGAUUAUGACGCGGUGGUAGUACGCUCCUCCACAAAAAUUACCAAAGACAUAAUCGAUGCGGGGAAGAGAUUGAAAGUGAUCGCCAGGGCCGGAUCAGGACUGGACAACAUCGAUAUCGAAGCGGCCGAAGCAAGGCAGAUAGUCGUGAUUAAGUAA